Messenger RNA from Daphnia pulicaria, 2555 nucleotides. Its product is annotated as facilitated trehalose transporter Tret1-2 homolog. The coding region runs from base 524 to 2128 and encodes 534 amino acids. Gene Ontology annotation, biological process: transmembrane transport; carbohydrate transport. NCBI's taxonomy places the organism in Eukaryota, Metazoa, Arthropoda, Branchiopoda, Diplostraca, Daphniidae. The record is from RefSeq and is a predicted model, not a curated record. Gene Ontology annotation, cellular component: membrane. Gene Ontology annotation, molecular function: sugar transmembrane transporter activity. The transcript has 7 exons.
ACGGCAGCAGCAGCAGCAGCCAGAGGUUGCUUGCUGACUCCAAUACACCAGCACACGUAUAAAAAGGGUUCUGGAAAUGUUGGCGGCCCUCAAGUCUCUGCUUCUGUCGGAUCCGAGACAGUCGAUCGUUUUGUUUCAUCCGCACCACCACCGCCGCCGUGUUUUAUUUGUACAUGAUUAUUUAUUUCUGAUCGCUCCAUCCAUAUUCUUCACGCGGGAGAGUCAAUUCGGGAAUAAGAAGAAGAAAACAAGUUUAUCUUGAUACUCGUUCAAGUUUCUCCGGGACAAUUUUCUAUUGCUCGGCCUCUUUUGUUUUGAUACAAAAGUUUGUUAAUGAAAUCCUCUUGCCCCGGCAAUUGCUUAGCGUGAAGGGGGGGAGCGCAACCGGUUGCCGAAACUUUAUUGUAAAGAGAAACAGUCUCGAAAGCAAUUUGACAUUGUGUGCUGUUGCUGCUGCUGCUGCUGUGUGCCUGGAUUUCUUCUUUAUUUCCCUGUUCCCGCGUGCGCGCUUGUUGACGUAGUCAUGGCGGCGAUCAAUAAGGCUUUCGUCCCUGAUGAUGACUUCAAAGAAACCAGCAGUCGUCGUCGUCAGGAUCGUCCUACCCCGAAUAACAAGGGCACAGUUUGUCACGUAGACAUCGACGGGAUCGAUGACUCCCGGGCGCCCAAGUUAUCUCAGAUUUUGGCCACUUUGCCAGCGCUAUUGGGGGCCUUCGUCCUGGGCACAUAUCUCGGCUGGGCCAGUCCUGUUAUGCCCCAAUUCAAAUUGACCAACUCGAGCACAACGACCGGCGGUAAUAACGGACAAGACGAAAAUGUGUGGCACUUGUUGCUGGACGAAGAUCAAAUGUCGUGGGUGGGAUCGCUGAUUAACGUCGGGGCCGUUGUCGGAUGCCUUUGCGGUGGUUACCUCAUGGACCGAUUUGGUCGAAAGGUCAUCCUGGCCGUCGUCUUUUUGCUAUACAUCGUCGGCUACCUUCUCAUCACCUUGGCAGUGGAUCCAAGUAUGCUCUAUGUCGGGCGGAUUGUCGGCGGAUUAGCCGGAGGCAUCUGCUGCGUCGUCGCCCCGAGUUACAUUGGUGAAACAACGACCAUCUCGAUGCGCGGAGCUCUGGGUAUGCUCUUUUCAGCCAUGAUGUCCGCCGGGAUUUUGGCUACAAGCCUUCUAGGAUGGCUGGAUUGGCGCUGGAUUUCGGCCAUCUGUACCAUUUUCCCCGUUGUGGUUCUCGUCGGAGUCAUUUUCGUGCCGGAUUCGCCAUACUUUUUGGUCAAACAAGGUCGGCUGGACGAAGCUGAAGGUUCGCUGCUCUGGUUGCGAGGCAAUAAUCACAAUUACGUCAAGGCCGAACUGAGCCGAAUUGAGGCUCUGGUUGCGGAGGAUGCGGCUCAAGAUUUUAAAUUUUCAGACAUUAUCCGGCCGGGAGUUUACAAGCCGGUACUCAUCGGAAUUGGACUGAUGGUCAUCCAGCAGCUGUCGGGCAUCAACGCAGCACUUUUCAAUUCGGUGGAUAUUUUCCGCCUGUCCGGAUCCAGCCUCGAUGGACUCGUCAGUGCCGUUAUCCUCAACUUUGUUCUGUUGAUAGCGGCUCUAUCGUCGUCCGUUCUGGUGGAGCGACUGGGCCGGAAGAUGUUGUUUUUACUGUCGGAAAGUUUGACUUGCUUGUCCGUCGUGGCGCUGGGCGGCUACUUUUACGUUCUGGAGAACGACCCGGCCACUGCGCAGCGGUUCGGUUGGGUCCCGUUGACGUUGCUCAUCACUUUCAUCGCCGUAUUCGCUGCCGGAGUGGGUCCGCUUCCUUGGCUCGUGGCAGGUGAGGUCAUGCCAGCCAAGUUUAAAGGUCCCGGCAGCAGUAUUGUAGCCUUCACUAACUGGAUCACGUCGUUCAUUGUCACCAAAGUCUUCAUUGACAUGCAACGAAGCCUCACCAAUGCCGGGACAUUUUGGGUCUUUGGAAGUUUGUGUUUCGUUGGCAUCUUGUUCGGCAUUUUCAUCCUGCCCGAAACAAAAGGCAAAACUCCGGAACAGAUCCAGGCUCUAUUCGCCACCAACGUGUCUGAGCCACCAAAGUCUGGCGUCAACAUCAAUUCGACGACGACGUCAUCGGUAGACCAGCCAUCCCAUUUCUGAAUUGGCGGAUGGCAUCCUUGUCCUAAAUUAUACAAUAAUUCCCGCAACCCCCCCCCCCCCCCCAAAUAAAACCAUCCAGCGAAACUACCGAUGGUUAAAAAAAAAUUAAAAAAUACCACAUCCAUUCCCGCCGAUCAAUUUUUGUAAUCAAAUAUUAUGUUUACACGCCUGCUGUCCUUCUCAAAAUGAAAAAAACGUAUAUUUCACGCGCCGUGAAUUUUUGAAUCACGCGCACGAUCUGGUGAUUGCACACUACUCUAUACAGUUUGGUAUCACGCCUUUUAACGGAUAAGAUUGUAAAGCCUACGCACAUUUUUUUAAUUUUUGUAGCCUUGACUAUUGCUUUUAUCUCAUGCCAUACUAUUUUUGAUAGCGAUUUAUAUUUUUUGAAAAAAUAAACGAGGAGGGGUGCCUCUUGGUCAGAAAA